AGUAAACAUUCAACAUUGUCAAAACGCGAAUUGUUAUGAAAAUAUAUAACAAUUUCAUAUUUUUCCCUUUUCAACUAAAUUUUUGUAGUGUUACGCCGUUUUCUAAACUUUUUACAACUUAAGCAGUAUUUUGUGUGUAAAACGUAAUGGUUUAGUGUAUUGCUUACAAUAUACGAUAGUGAUGACUACUUACAAUUUAUUUUUAUUUUUAUUCAAUUUCGAGUAAUUUUGUUUGAUUCGGCAUGGAAGAAGUGAGGCAGCUGGUACAGGAAGAAGGCAGGGAGGCGAGGAACCUGGUUGCAUUCCACGUAGCGGUCGAUACACCAACUCGUGUAUCCCGCAAGCCUCCUCGCGCUGCGCCACCGCCGCGCCGGGCUCCGCCGCGCGCUGUCCGCCUGCGCUCGGCCUCCGCGGGACGUGACAAGCGCUCCGAGCUUAGGGCGAGAUACUGGGCGCUGCUGUUUGGUGAUCUUCAGCGAGCCGUCGGUGAAAUUUACAAUACAGUAGAAGCCCAUGAGAACUUAAACGAGUGCCAAGAAGUAAUAUUAGUCCUAGAAAAUUACACUCGAGAUUUUAAAGCUUUGGGUGAAUGGUUUCGACUGAAGUGGGAAUACGAUAAUACUCCUCCGCCCCAACGGCCGCAGAGCUUAGCAUGGGAGAUAAGAAAGACUGACUUCGUCAGACCCGAGUCCCGACGUACACAUUCCGUGAAAAGCUCGCCGUCAGUGUCCGGUAAAAACAGUCCCUGUCUCUCCGGACAUAAUACACCAAGCGGCAAAAAUAGCCCGAAUUUAACGGGAAAGGCCAGCCCUGGUAGCGGUAAAAUCAGUCCAAGGAUUUCAACAUGCCAUUCCAGUACUAGUCCAAAAGCGAAUAUUGAAUUCUUUACCAACAAAGUUGUGUCGAAAAUCACAGCAAAACCAGAACCUAAGUCCGCCAAAGAAUCGACAAGACUCUCAGAUAUAAAGGAGAAAGAUGUUAAAGAAACAGACGAGAAAAUUGAAAACCCUAAAGAGAAAAAAUUAAAAGACGACGUCCGAAAGAUUGAUAAUAAGAUGGAAAAGGAUAUUCAUAAAGACGUAAAGUCAACUGUCACAGUUGAAAUUGGUAAAGCCAAAGAACUACCGACUGUGACUCCAAAACAAGUCGUUAUGAAGUCAUCAAAAUCUAAACUAAAUUCGGAAAAAACUAAAAAGUCUGAUAUUGAAUUAUCCAAUCAAGCUAAAACUACCAUUUCACAAUUAGAAGCAAUGGAGAAUGAGCUCUUGACAAAGCAAUUAAUACAGGUGAAAGUAAAAAAUGAUAAUUUCUUAAAUGAAGAAAAGGAAAGUCAAAGAGAAGAAAUGAUUCAAGAAAAUUCUGUCAAUGAAAUGACUUCUAUUGAUGGCAAAAUUGUUGUACAAUCAGAUAUCGAUACAUCACGUUUAGAAUCUAAUGAAUCUCCUACAAAAUCUGAAGAAAACUUUGCUGAUAUAUCCAAUGAAAGUUCGCCAAAAACUUAUAUUGGUAAAGGUGAAAAACUACCUACUCAAAUAAUUAAAAACGACAAUGGAGAAAAUAUUAAUAAUGACAAUAUUAAAGACGCAAAUUCUCUUGUCAUAGACGAAACAAAUAUAACACAUGAAAAUCAAAAAGCAGUAAACGAUGACAUCUGUGAUGUGACAGAAUCAACAUCUGAGAUAAAUAAUGCAGAUGAGACUCAACAAAAUGGUCCGCGAAGUUCGGAAGUGACCAACAUAUCUUUGAAAAAGAAUCAAUGUAACACGAAUGAGACAGUUGUUAAUGAUAUGAAUAAAAAUGAAAUAUUAGAAAAUGGUGAAAUUCAUGAUGCAAAUUUAGAUGACGAUCAGUCAGGAGUCACUAAUACUACUUCGGAUUGCAGCACAAAUAAUAAAACUAAACCUACAAAUGAACCAAAAGGUCCGGAUAAACAAUCUGAACAUAUAAAGAAAACUAACGUAGAAACCAAAGAAGAAUCUAAAAAGGAACAUGAUCCAAAAAAAUCAGAAAGUAAACCUAUGGUAGAAUCAAAAACAAACAUAAAACCUGCUUAUUCUCAAGCCGCAGCUAAACCUAAAUCAUCAAAUGUUGUCAAAACUGAAAUUAAAACACCUACUAGAACUGCUUUGAUUAGAAGUUCGACUGUCGUAGAAAUGCGACCGAACACUGCACCAAAAACUCAACGACCAUUCCAGAAAAGGAAUCAAAUAAAUAAAUGCAGCUAUCCUUUCAAUUUGACAACUAGUCGAACUACGCUAUUUCAAACUCCAUCGACUACUAAUACUGUAAAUAAGGUACCAUUACCUAAACGACCAAUAAAUAGAACCAAUCAUUUAGCUUCUGGUGAUACUAAAGCUAUAUCUAAUAGAGGAAACAUUAAUAAGAGACCAAGACCUACUUCUUUAAAAAUGAAUGGGAAAGGAGACAAGAAAGAAAGCGCAAACACUACAUUAAAUAAAAUAAAAGAUUGCGAUGAAUACAGCAGUUGUGAUACAAUUGUUACUCAAAUAGACAUGUCUAGAAUUGAAUCAAGCGAGAGCUUGAAGACUUUAGUACCGGAUGACACACAAUUGCAUGAUAUCGCAAAUUCGAUAGAAGUUCUUAAUGUCGACGAUAAAAAUGAUAAUGAAGGAUGGUUAACUGUCAAAUCUAAACGCUUGAGUCGCGAAUCCAAGAAGCAAUUGAAGUCUCACUGGGCGAACCGGUUCAACCAACCUUCAGCCACAACUAGUUUGCCGACGUUAAACAUGUUAUCGCCUAAAGAAGAAAGUAACGCUAUAGUAGAAUCAGCUAAAAUUACAAAAAUAGAUCGCGCAAAAUCAGAACAACCGGAGACUGCUAAAGUGGAGCGGAAAGUUGAAAAAGUCGUUAAAGUACUAACCACACCAAAAGCAGAAAAUAAGGCUAAAGAUCCAGCGAUGAUUCGUCAAAAGUCAGAUGUAACCGGCCUUAAGACAAAACCCUCGAGGACCAGACUGACUAGAAGAGCCGGGAAAAUUAAAGACGCGACUAACGUAGAACAAUCUGAGUUGACUAAGAAUAGACUACAUUCGUCUUUGGAAAGUCUUACAACCGGUCUAGCUAGAUCCCAAGAGAGUACUGAGGAAGCGUUCGAUUUUGAUAAAUGGAAAGCUGAGUUUAAAUCUACAUUUAAAUAUUUAGACGACGACGAUCAAACUUCGAACGAUACUGAAAUAUUGAAGACUGCAGAUCCAUCAGAAAUGUCGGAGAUCGCAGAAAUGACGUCACAGAUAGAAGAGAACGAAAAGAAAAUGGACUGGGCUUUAGAUCUCCAAUCGGAGGCGGACCAGAAGAAGCUUUGCGAAGAAGAGGAUCUUCUGAACAGGCAGAUAAUGGAGUUGCAGCAAGUUUCAGACAUCGAUGUCGACACCGAGACAGACGAUACAGAGACAGACGCAGAGAUCGUGUGCGAAGAUGUAGGUAACACGUUAGCGCCGUCAGAAAGUCUGGGCUCGCUGGCGGCCAGCCUGGAGGAUCAGUACGAGACUGCCCUUGCGGGCAUGAGCUGGGCAGAGAGGGUUGAUACAUUAGGUGUUCUGGAAGCGCUCGUUGCUAGAGAUCCAGGACGAGCACAGCAGCUUCACGCAAAACUUUCCCAGGGUAUUAAGCGACGUGGAAGUCUCCAAGACGCCUUGCGAAGCAUUCAAGCCAAACAAGCAAGAGCUGAACAAAAGAGAAGAGAGUUGCAGAUGGAGAGAUCUAAAAAGUUACAGCAGUUGUUAGCAAGAGUCGAGGAAGUAAAGGUGGCCAAGGAUCAACUGAUAGACGACAAGAAACUGAGGAUCAAUCGUCGCUUGGCGAAAGCUGCUGAAAAUCGGGAUCAACACUUAAAGGGUAUAGUGAGGAAGGCUCACGACGAGGAGGAGAAGCUGCGCGAGAUCGCGUUCAUAAAGCAGCUGGAGGCGGAGAACCGCCGGCUGGAGUUCCUCGCGCAGUGCCGCGCUCACACCACGCGUCUGCGCACCAUGCGCCGCGAGCGACUCGAGAAACUGGAGGAGAAGUCAGCGCGCGAGGCGGCGGUGUGGGACCGGCGACGCGCGCUGGAGGCGGCCCGGCUGCACCGCGUCCACUCCCUGGUGCAGCGCCGCCGUCUGCUGCACGAGCGCGCCCAGGGCAUGCGCGACCUCCGCAGGCAGGAGAGGGACGACGCAGCCAGGGAGAAGGCGGAAGGUGUAAAGUCGCGGCUGUCAGCGCUGGCGGCGGCGGCGGAGCAGGAGGCGGACGCGCUGCGCUCCCGCAUACGAGACAAGCAGGACGCCAGCCAGCAGCGACUGGAGCAGCAUCUCCAGGCUGUCAGGGAGAAGGCCACUGGACCCAGGCAGCCGACGACGUCAGAAAGUCACGAACAGAACGAAGAGGAGGAGGCGAAGCGAUACGAGCAGGAGAGAAGAGAGAGGGAGAAGCAGAAGAAUAUCAAGAAGAAAGCGAGGAAAUUGAGACUUAGGUUGCUUAACACGAGUCACAAUGAAGAUCAGAUUCCAACUUACGAUCAUAUCGGUAUACCUUUUGGUAACAAAAUGUUCAAAGUUAUACAACAGAUUUCAAACAUCAUCACACCUUUAUGUGAUGAACAAGAUACGAUGAAACAGAAUGGCGACAACGAUGAAAAAACUAAAAAUAAGAAAGUCUUAAACGGAGAUGUUGACAAACAAACUGACAAACAAAAUGGAAUAGAAAAUAAUAAUAAUACAGAUAUUAAAAUAAUAAAAGAGAAAGUUGAAUCGAAAAAGAAGAAGAAGAAGAAAGAUGGAGACGGCGGGAAAGAGAAUGCGAAGAACAACGCGCCUUCAGUGUGCAGCUCACAAAGUGAUACUUCUAGAAGUAGUAAGAAGGAGACGAAACUCUGCGUCACAUUUGAUCAGGUCCUUUUGGAAAGGAAUCUUAAUGAAUUAUACAGAAUGAUAGAAAAAAUUGAUAAGUUCUACCCCGAGGUGUCGGUGUCGGGCAGCGUGAGUGCGCAGAAGAUGUACGGUCUCCGAGCUGUGGGUCACAUGCUGGCGCUCGCCUCGCAGAGAGAGGACCUGGCCGCGCACUUCACCGCCAAGUCGCUGUGCACCGGUGUGGCGCUGGUGUCGGUGUGUGCUGGUGCGUACGGCUCCCUGGCUGCGCGGCUGCUGCGCUCCCCUGUCGCCGUGCAUCUCGCCACGCUGCUGCACGUCACACUGGAAAAGAAUCUUCAAGACGAUAACAAAGAGACGGAACUGGCGCGCUACUUGAGUGACUGCUUGUCUGUAGCCCUGGACUCCGUGCUGUGUGCCACACGACUGUAUGAAGAUGGCUCCAGCACUGAAGAUCCUAAAGCCAUCAGUGCUUUGAGGAAUAGAGCACAUUUGAUCAUCAGUUACCUUUGUAUGAGUGGGUGUUUCGCCCGUGCAGAGGUGGCCGGCGAGGCGCGCCAGAGCGUUCAGACAUUGCUUACCAUCUGCGCUGAUCUCUGCCAACCCUCUGUGACCGAUACCGGCUGCGAGCGCGCGAUGGCGAAGCAAUCCCUCCGGCAGACAUUAGGAACGGGUUUAUGCGGCUCGCGUGCAGAAUUCUGCAUGUUGUUCGCGGAGGGUGCGGAUCUAGGACAUUGCAGUAUUUUUGUGCGGCCUGCGAGGACGGCGCACCUGCUGAGAGCUAUCGCGGAACUGGAUUAUACUAUUGUACAGGAAGCAUUUGGAGAAGGUGGUUGGCCACUAGAGUUCCGCGCUGCUGUCGCCCGACUGCUGUCUCAGCACGCGCCCAGCGACAAGGAGGCGCCGCGAGUGCAGAACAACAGAAGAGGUGCUACUGGACAGCGUUUGGAUCAGUCGCUGUCAGAGACAAUGGUGCUGGAUUUGAUCGUGCUCGUCGGUUUUGUGGUAGUCGAUAAUCCUCAAUUACAGGACACGAUCUGUGAGGGUUGGAGCGUGAUCCGCACUCUGUGCACGUUGCCGGCCAACUGGCUGGUGUCCAGUGUGCACAGUCAUGCGCUGCUGCCGACAUUGCUGGCGUUAGCUGAGAGACCGGCCACAGCGAACGCCAUUGCAGCAGAGUUCAGCUUGGACAUGCUCACCACGUUCAUGGAGAGUGAAGAUGCUCAGAAACUUAAAUUGAUACAAAUUUUAAAACAAGCACGUAAUAGAAAUAACACAAAUAACUAAAGCUUUAAUAAAGCAAAUUGAUUAAACAACGCUAUUGCGAAUUAAUUUUAACCUGUCUGUGUUUCAAUGCUCUGUGGUUAAAACUGGCACUUGUAUCAUGUUACCUUGGUUUCAAUAUUGAGAGGCACAUGUUUUUGUAAGUGUUUACUAGUGGAAACUCAACGUUACAUGUUUAGUUUUGUGCGUAUUGUUUGCCGAUAUCACAAAUGUAUAACAGUAUUCAAACUUUAUAACCGCUCGUCGGCUCGAGGCACAUAUUCCGCUUUCGCCUCUUACCUAAUAUUGUAUAACGAAUUAAAGUCAUUUCCCAUUUAGGAUGGAAUAUCGCUCAAUAACUUGUCACAAAUAUAUCUAUUAAAAAUGUAAUUUAGCAGACAAGUUUUUGAGUUACUUAACAAGUUAAAUAUUUUUUCCGAAAUGGGUAUAGUUAUUUUCACAUAUCUUACGGCCCUUUAAAUUCGCGAAAGUCACUGCGCAGAACACUAUUUUAGGUGUGUUUGAGUGUGGCUGUAGUUGUGGGGGUAGGGUACCUCGUAGCGCAUAUGACCUUCGACCGCCUAGAUAUUUGAAGAGAACUAUAGAAAAUAAAUUCGGUUGUACGCAACGUCUGCGAGCAGUCAUAAAGUUUGUAUAGCACUAUACCAGGCUAUAGGUUGUUAGCGAACGUAUCUCGUCGUUAGUUUAGUGAUAAAUUGUAGUCACAAAAUAUACUAUCGUUUUGUUAAUAGUCUUAUAUUUAUAUGAAGAAUUGUAUUUUUUAUUAUAACUAUUCAAGGUAAUUCGGGAUUUUGCAAUUUAAUAAUGAAUUGAUUUUGAGGAAUUAUGGACUGGAUUUUCACCAGUUUUAUGUUCCUAAUGAUUGUACUAUCAGCCUUUUAGUCUUUCCGUUUGAGAUAUGUUUCAAUCGUCUUGACGAAUAGUUUUUUUUUUUAUAAUAUAUUUUUAAAGUUAGAUUUUUCUUCUUUAGACUAUUAAAAAAACGAUAUUUUCAAGUAAAUGUUGUGUAAAUUUAUUGUUAAUCAUAUAUACAUAAGUGGAUGUUCCCCGCCUCUAGGAAACUCUCUCAUCUUUCGUAUUUUCCUUCUUAAAUUUAUUAUUAACAUCGCAA
This is a messenger RNA of Papilio xuthus (Asian swallowtail), 7254 nucleotides long. RefSeq names its product short spindle 3 (gene ssp3). The transcript has 21 exons. Lineage: Eukaryota; Metazoa; Arthropoda; Insecta; Lepidoptera; Papilionidae. The coding region runs from base 243 to 6146 and encodes 1967 amino acids. The record is from RefSeq and is a predicted model, not a curated record.